CUAAUAUUGAUGCUUAGCAAGUCUGGCUAUAUUUCUAUCAAUUUGAUCCCAUGAUUUCACAUUAUGCCCAAGAAAUUGGGGCUUUUCCCUGGAGUCACAUUGACGGGGACUCAUUAGUGACCCCCCUAAUCAUUCAUCGUAAUUUCACCUCAUUAGGGAUCUUCCAUUCAACUUUAAAGGAAACUUUCAAUUCUCUUCGGGCUGGAAUCUGAAUGUAAUACUCAGCCCAAACUAACAAAUUAUUGAGUUCAAAUGAUAAAGGAUAAAGUUCGCGGGCAGUGAAGCUUUUGUUUAUUUUCGUGCGAGCGUGCAGUCGCCAUUUUCUAACCUUUUAGGCGGGGUACAGGUCAUCGCCAAUUAAAAAGUGAAUUAAAGUGUAUUUCUACCAUUCUUUCGCAUCUUAUAAUUGUGGAAACUGAAAUUUACAUCGCUUAAAAUUUCAAACCGAAAUCUUUCAGGUGAUUGAAGAAGUUUAAGUCGGUUUAUUUUGAUAAACAAAAGUCCGUGUUGUGGUUGAGAGUGCGCGUUUUCAUCAGCCAUUUUAUUCAUUUAUAUUUACUGUUGCUUUGCUCAGCAUUUCCUGAAGUUAUUUUGUAAUUUUGUCCCUCGUGUAAGUUUUAACUUAAGUUUUAAUGUGAUCCUUCGAUCCCUCACGCACCGCGACAUACUUUCGCUCCGUAGUGCAUCCCACAGUGUUUGUGAACAUUCAACCUUGUUUUGCAAAUGCUCUAAAUUUCUUGUGACUACAUAAAUCUGGAUCAUGCAAGGACUACACAUCUAUCUUGGCAUCAAAAUAUCGAUUUCAUUCCUGUGGUGACAUGAGAAGAAGGAAAAAGGAGCCGAUUGAUCGGAAGUUGAUUAAAACUCCCUUAAUUCAGCUUUUAGAUCUUCUUCUCAAAGAAAAAUGGAAAGUGAAAAUGUCCAAGAUGAAGACCUAACAUCGCACGUAAUCGAGACAGAUUUCAUCGUAUCAAAAGACCUUCAUGAUCAGGAUGACAGUCCCUUGAAGUCAGACCACGUUGAUGCCAAGAAGCCGAAAGUCAGCAUGCCAGGAGUACUUUUGGAUCCGAAUGAGAGUGGCUCACAAUUGGAACGAGUCAACGGGAAGGUCUCGGAGAAGGAAGAUGAGGAGGAGAGUUUGGAUCCCGAGCAACUCAGUCAAAGCAGCAGUUCUGAUGACUCAUCUGCCAGCAGCGACGUAAGCAGUAGUAGUAGUGAUGACGAGAGGUCCAAAUCCUUUUUGAACCAGUCAAACACAUCUGUAAACUCUGAUUCACCAGUAAAUCAAUGGUCUAGCUCUUUAACUGGUACAGGCAUCAAAUUGUCUGUGAAAAGCAUUAGGGAUUGUAAUCAACCUGGCGACUCAAAUAAAGUUGAGCCCAGCAAGGUAUUUUGUGACGAUGUAAAAUCCAGUAGACUCUCCGAUGACAGCAGUAGCUCAGAUUCGGUUGAGACUCCAAGCAAAUUAGAAAACUGUAAAGAUUGGAGUAGUCCGGAGAAAGACGAUGAAAGUGUAAAUUCGAGUCCCAAUCCUAGACGUAGCUCAACAAAUUUUAAAGGUAGCAUAUCUAAUUUCAACACCUCCAUAGACUCAAUACCAAUUGAAAAUUCAAACUCCGGUUUAAGUAAUUAUAAUGCAAAUAGAAAUGAGAGACAAAGCAUCGACUCAGUUGGGUCGCAUGUAUCCCUCAAAAGCAAUGAAAUUGUCUUUGAAAGGAAGUUGAGUUUGUCAUCUGAUAGUAGUGACUCAGAGAACAGCAGAGACCAACCAGAGCCAGUCCAAAAUGUCUCCCAAAUAAUUGAAAAUACCCUUUGUAAUAGUGUUAAAAGUAAUCUGAAUAAUUCAUUCAUCAAAAGGAUUGAUCCUCAUUUAAAUCACGAAAAUUCUAAUGAAUUGCUGAAUAGUAGUACCUGUGUUAAGUUCAAUGAUGUAAUUACUGCAAGAUCUCCAGAAAAGACGCUUACUAGUCCACUGAAAGAAGCUUCCCAAGACUCGUGUUUGUCAGACAAAUUCUUCAACAGUACUGAGAAAACUGACAAUUCCAGUCUCAACAACUCUUUCAACUCUGUGCAGAAAGUUAAUUCAUCCCAAGCUCCCGUCAAUCAAUUGUCCAAUAAUGUAGAUCAAAGCCCAAAAAAUUCUAGCAACCAACUCAUGCUGAAUAGUGUAUCUAAAACCAAGAAUAUUUCUAAACCUGAAAAUUCCGUAGAAGAAAUGGAACAAGAGGAUUCUAAUAACUCUGAUCAUACCCAACCUUUAAAAGAUUCUUUCUCAAACUGUACGGGUGGAGAGAGGAAUUUAAAAGAUACAAUUGCUGUAAGAUCUGUUCGUAAUUCCUCUGAGGUAGAUGCUUUUGGUAAUAGAAUAGCUGAUGAAGAUAGUUGUAGUAACUCCAAUUCGAAAGAAAUAUGCCAAUCCAUCAGUAUAGGAGUUAAAACAUCUAACGCUAACAUUUCAAAGGAAGUAACCAAAACUAACAAGCCUUCCAAAGACUUAGAUCUUAAUUUUGAAUCGCAGGACAUGGGAAUGGAAAUAUCGAGUGACUCAAGUUUAUCUGAUGAUGAGGGAAGUGAGGUAAACAUGUCUCAUUUGAACAAUCUAAGUUCUGGAAACGAAGAUAGUGACCAAGAAAAUGAAGAACUUGCGGUUGAUGUCAUGGCAGUUAUCGGUGGAAGUAAUGAAAAAGAAUCCCUUGGUGCUGGAGUUGAUGUCAUGGAUGUUAUUGGUUGCAAAAUAGAAGAAGAAUCAGGAAGCACUGCUUCUAAUGACUCAAAAACUGUUGGAUUGGAUAGUAAAGAGGAACCCUAUAAAACAACUACUGACAUUAUGAAUGUAAUUGGCUGUAGCAAAGAUAUAGAGUCAGAAGGAACUUCAGUUGACGUUAUGAAAGUUAUUGGUUCGGCAAUGGAAAAUGACUCUGAAGGGUCUCCAACAGACGUGAUCCAUCCCAACAUAGGGGGAACAUCAAAGAAGGAGCUAGAUGCUGUCAUGAGGAUAAUAGGUGUCAGCAAUGAAACAGAACCAAUGGAUAUCGAUGUCCUAAAAGUUAUCGGUGGAAGUGAUUUUGUAUUAAGUAAAAAUGAGGAUACACCCUCAAUGUCCAAUAAGGAAGAUACAAGAAUGAGUUUAGAUCAAUCCUUCUCAGAUUCAUGCUCAGAACCAAAAGAUGGAGGUGAAACUAGUACAACAGUUAAAAAUAAAGAAAGUGGGCUCUCCAGUCCUGAUGUUGAGAUGUAUUCAAAUUCUUUAGAAAACAAGUUAGAGUCGGAAGAAAGCACCAAACGAUCAGACCUUGGUACUUAUAAGGAGGAGACUAAUGUGGAAAAUUCAAAAGAUUCUGACAUGCCCACGGUUACUGAAAAUUUUGGAACUGAUAGUGAAACACAAUCUUCAUCACUAACUAAAAGGUUAUCACAAAAUGAUUGCUUAGAAUCCUGUAGUCUAAAGAAGAAAAAGUUGCUUCCAUCAUCCAAGCACAAAUAUAUUUUGCCUGCUCCAAGUCCUGGUCAGAACUGUGGAGAAAUUGGAGAGGAGCAUAUGACGGAGUACGCACAGUAUCUGGGACUCCAACCCUCGUUAAAAUUCAAGUGUUGUAUUUGUGCCCAAGUCGGUUUUCAAAGCUACGCUGAACUGAGAGAACAUCAGAAAAACUGCCAGUCUUCGGAAGCAUGCAGAAGUUCAACAAGUUUAGAGAAGCCCAAUUUUGAAAAAGUGACCUACCCUACGGCAGAUGACAUCAAUCAGAUGAAUUUUCGGAUAUCGAGAAAGGUGUAUCUCUGUUCAGCGUGUGGCACGUACUACGAGAACUGGGAAUUGUUCUUACACAUGCAGGAGGUCCACCACCAAUUUAUUUGCCUCCUGUGCCUUAAGAUGUUCAAAAUGAGUUACUUACUGUCUGAUCACUUAGUGUUAAUACAUGGAGUCGAAGUGAAAUCGUUUCCUACUCUGUCGGACUUUAAGGAAAUGUUCAACUGCGCACUUUUUGUAUCUUGCACCGAUUGCGGGAAGACAUUUGGUGAAUCUGAUGACUGGAGCUCACACAACUGUUCGUUUGUUUGUAAUGUAUGCAAUGUUAAAAAUGGACACUUACCACGCUGUCAGAGGAAUUUAAUUUUCAAAGGUAAUCAGACUGAUACGAAGGUCGCCACCACCAAGUGUAUUAUUAGAGUAAAUCCCAGCACAACCACAACUAUGAUACUGCCAAAACGGGAUGAUAAGAGUUAUGAUAUUGCCUCAAGUUUUUGUAGCGUUGACUUGCAAGAAGGGGAAAGUAUGUCAGGGGCCGAACCUAGUGACUCAGAGAAAUUUGAGUCGCCCAAGUGUAGUGAUUUACCACAAGUAGUCAAACCAAAUGACACUCCAAUCUUGUCAAGGCUAUUCGGGGAAGGUAACUCAAAAGAAGAGACCAUUAUACCUACUGUAAACUCCCCUGUACAGCCCUCUGAAGAAAGUAAUUUAGCUGCUUGUUCUAAAGAUUCCUCUGGAAGUCAUGGUAAAGUGUCUAAUUUGCCUGAAGAGGAAGAUUUAGGAACCAAAAAUAAUGAAGAUGAAUCUAGAAGCAGUACAUUAACAGCCUUGCAUGAUCAUAGUCCUAACCCUAGUGGUAACCAAGGUGACGCUACCUUUAGUAAUUCCAAUGCUGAAGAGAUGGAUAAUCUAGUAGAAACCUCUAACUCAAUCCUCGAAAACAAAAGUGAUACGCAAGUCAAGAAAUUCAAUGAAGUAUCAAGUGUUGACAGUCGUGAGUCUCAGAAAUCUGAAAACCCUGUCAAAUGCUCAGAUAUGAAAUUGAUCAUCAAAAAGUCUGCUUUUAAUAAUCCUAAUUUUAGGUUAAACUCGAAUUUUGAAAAAGUCGAAAGUCAAGCAGACCCUGAUAAUGAUUCUCUGGACGAAGAGGAUGAAGAGGGUGAAGAGGGUGAAAGUAAGCUUAACAAAUCAGAUUCUUCAGUGUUUGACCCUGAUUAUGAGGCUGAAACGAAACCAGCUCGAUCUAGAAGUAUUACCAGUCCUAUAAAUUGCGAGGAUGAGAAUGAAUCCCCAGAGCCUACAGGCUCUAAUCACCAUUUUCAAACUGAAGAGAAUGUAGAUUCAAAAAGUAUUUUGAAUCCUACAGACCAAUCGCAAAUUAGUGAGAAAGAUUCUGAGAAGAAUGAUAGUAAUAUCGAUGUGUCAAUGGAGUCCCAACCAUCUGUUUCUGAUGAUAGUAGGAUGCAAUAUGAGUCAGAUAGUCAACCUGCUGAUGCAUCUUCAAAUAUUGCAAGCAACCUUGCUGACACAAAUCCUAAACAGAAUCCAAGUGUAAACUCUAAUGAUACCUCAGAUUCUGACAGCAAUAAAUUAUCAAUGGCUGUAGACAAUAAUGACAUGACAACGGACAGUAAGUCAAGCUUGAAAAGUAAUCAUGCUGACGAAAAAAUGAUAAUAGAUUACGAUGGAGAUAAUGCUGUUGAUAAUUUUGACUCGGAUCAGGGCAGUCCCUCCAGGUCAGGACCUGACGAUGAUGGUAUAGAAUUAGCCUCUAAAGAGGUUCCAGCCCUAACUCUUCCGUUGUCCAGUCCUUUAGAAUCGGUACCACUAAAUACACUAGUGAAAGAAUGUGUGCGAAUCGCUUGUACUGCUUGCUCAUACUGCAAUCAUGCAUUGAAGAUAGCUGUUCAUGCUCGAGAGUUAGUUCUUCACUUGCUAGCUGAACACAGGUUUACACCAUCAAGAGUCGAAGACUCGCCAGAGAAGUUAAUUUCUGUAUUGAAGAAUGGACUAACCCCUCUAGAAAACAUAUUUUUCAACACCAAUUCAUAUGAUAGCUCAGAUAAAGCUUCCAAUUUACCAUAUGAUGGAACUUUCUCUUGUUUUCAAUGCCCCUUCUGGACGCUGCAGCAUAAAGAUCUGUACACUCACAAGCGUAAAAUGCACCAGAAAACAAUUUUGCUCUGUGUCAUGUGCAAGUCAAAUUUCUACUCUUAUUCAGAAUUACUUUGUCACAUGUGUCCAGGGACUUACCAACCUAAUGACAUCUUAUUCAGGUGUUGUUUCUGCAAUAUUGACAAAAUCCCUUCUGCUUUUAGACUCAUGGUACAUAUCCGCAAAUCUCACCAUACAUGUGAAAUUUGCUUAGAUGUUUCAACAGACCAGCAGAAACUGGCCACUCACAUGUGGAAACACAAACUCCAUCAUCUGUGUUAUCGGUGUGGGAUCGCAUAUCGGAACAAGCCAGAUAUAACGCGUCAUUUAUUCUGGAAACAUGGCACUGAAAGUGUUCUUUGUAAGAAGUGUUUACAGAAGAAAUGGCCUCAUGUUUACCAUUUUUGUAUUCCUCCUGCCACAGUCGUUUGUGAUGAAUGUAACGCAACAUUCACACGCACUGUAGCUUUGAGGGUUCACAAGAGGUUGCAUUCAAAUGAAAAACCCCACGCAUGCACGCAAUGUGAAGAAAAGUUCAUAUCCAAGAAGAUUCUGGAAAAGCAUGAGAUCUCCCAUUCUAGUAAAGAAGAGGGUGGCUCUGGAACGGAGGUCGAGAAAAAAGAGUACGAUCCAGCAGUUGCAGAAAGUCUAGGUUUAACUAAUCCCCCUAUUCAAAUUCAAAAAACUGAUGAAAAGCAGAACAUUGAUGUUGAUGACGAUACUGUGCCUGUAGUGCGAAUAAAGAAAAACAAAACUAAGAAGAAAAAGCCAAUGCUUGACCUAACAGAUUUACCUCCAUUAAACUUAUCGUCAGAAAGUGACUCAGAGCCUGAGCUACCGAAAUCUACCAUGCCUCUGGAGACAGUGGAGGUCAAAUCUGAAAUUGAGGGUAAACCUGAAGAACCGAGUGAUAUGAAAGAAAACAUACUCGCAGAAACAGAAGAGAAGAAAGAGUCCAAUGUUGAAGAAACCGAAGAGAAGAAAGAGCCCAAUGUUGAAGAAACCGAAGAGAGGAAAGAGCCCAAUGCUGAAGAAACAGAAGAUAAGAAAGAGUCCAAUGCUGAAGAAACAGCCAGUAAGUGGUUGGACGUAAUUAUGGCAGACCAUGAUUACUGCAAACCCAAGUCAAGCGAGCCAGAGGGUUCUGAGAAUAAAGAAAUCAAACCUGAAACCAGCAUUGAUAUGAAUGCAUCCUUGAAUUCAACACUGGAUACCAAAGAAACCUCAGCAUCUGAUUCCUCGCCAACCAAACGGAAGUCAAAGUCACCGAAGAAAAAACUGAACAAGAGCAGUAAUUCUUCAAGUAGUUCCUCAAGUAGCGAUACAGACUCGAGCAGUUGUUCGUGCGGUCCCAACUGCAGCUGCUCUAGCUCCAGUUCUGACAGCUCAACCUCUACAAGCUCAGAUUCUGACAGUUCGAGUCCAGAAAACAGACGAAAGCAAGAAGAGCGGCGCCAGAAAAGGCGAGAAAGGGGCAAAACAAAGUCACCCAAAAUCGACACCCAAGCGGAGCCAGCAAUUUCUGUAGAGAAUGAAGAACCCUAUAUCAUGGAGUCCGAUCUUGAUACUGAUAUUACCUUAACUGAUGAAGACUUCUAUGAUGAGUACCCACAGCAGCAUGCUAAUAAAAUGCUUGCAGAGAAACAGCAGUCAGAAAAAGACCAGUUGAUGCUUCUGGCGUCAGUUGCCCCAACUCAUACUGCGCCUUCAUCACCCAUGGUAUCAGCUGAAGAAGCGCCCGCGACACCGCAACCGGUAGCAUCGCCAAAGCUAAAAAAGAAACUGAAAACCAAACGGAAACGAAAUGAAGCUUUACUCCCAACUAGCAUGCCUCCUGAUGCUCCAACAUUAGAAUCAAAAUUAUCACAAUUACCUGCGACACCGCCGCUAAUCACAAAACUACCAAAUCCGAAUGCUAGAAACUAUAGUGUUCCUCAAACCCCAACAUCAGAGCAUUUUUCAGAUCGAACGUUGAGCACCGGUGGAAGUGGGUCGGAAUCAGAGAGCAAAAGAUCAUCCAAGCGCAGGCGAGUGAAAAAUAAAUUCUACGGCUAUUCAAGUGAAGAAGAAAACCAAACAGAAAAUAGCAAGCCCCGAUUCAGGCCUAAAAAACACAAAAAAGUUGUGGCCAUGCGAAAGUCUGAGCCCACAUUGACUAGGCCUAACCCUUUCAAUGUUUCUUUCCCAAUACAGCCUCCCUCUAUGUCAUCUUACCAACCUUAUCAGUCGCACCAACCAACAAUAACGAUUAAACCUGUGUUGCCACCAGUAUCGAAUGUUGUUCGCAGUACACUUCCACCAGUUCGGCACAGGCCUCCAACUCCAUCCUCAUCAUCGGAUAGCGAUGAUGAUAAGCUAAAUAUCGAUGAAAAGUUCCCCGAACCACCGCAGGCGCAGGCUUCUUUUCCACCGAUGCCGCCUGCUACUCAGCCAUCUGGAGAGAAAAAUUCAAACCUAUAUUGUUACUGUCAAUGCCCUUAUGACGAAGUCUCAGAAAUGAUUGCAUGUGAUGGUAAUGACUGCAGAAUUGAAUGGUUCCAUUUCGAAUGCGUCGGUAUCAUGGUGCCACCGAAAGGACAGUGGUUUUGUCCUGACUGUCGCAAAAAGAAGAAUUUAUCGUACUAAAUUUUUUUGACCCCAUCUGUAACUGCACUCAUCACCAGUGUUGUUUUACUUGUUUACCAUUUCGAGUUGUUAUCAUUUCAUAAAGUGCUCAUUGUAACUUGAUACUCUGGGCAUUUUCAGUAAUUCGUGGGUUUUUAAUCAUGAGUAAAAAAUGUGACUACUUUUUCACUUAAUCGGUUUUUUUCUGGAUCUCAUUGUUUUCUGAGCUCAAAAACUAUGUGUCCUCUUACCAAACCAUAAGGUCCAGGACUUUAAGUUGGCAUUAUACUCAAUCAACUUCGUUAAAUCCUAUUAAACGAACCACAUGCAUUCAUCUCAUAUAAGCUUCAUUUUGUUGCUCUUUAAAUGCAGUGUUGAAGAGGGUAAGAUUCAAUACCUUAGUUGAUAUCGUAAAUAUUCAUAAACUGCCAAUUGUCAUGAUAAGAAGACAUGUAAUAAUGCCGCAUUAUGCUAACCAAUAUAUCAAUUUUAGAUUUUUCACUACAGAACGGUUGCAAAAUGUCAAAAAUGUGUCCCUCAAUUGCAAUGUAUAAAAAUCUCUAUUAUGUUUUAUUUUUUUCAAAGGAACAUUAGUCACAAUGUUUCCUCACAAAUUUUUGUGUUUUUUUUUUUUUUAUUUUUUUUUAUUUUAGAAUAAGUGAAGAAAAGUCACUGAAACUUUAAAUGAGAACCGGUGGCUGAUUUUCCCUUGAAAGAUUAAAACAUGAAUGUAAACUUACAGUAUCCUAUCUGAGAUAUGCAUUUUUUCAAUUAGCCAUCAAUGCCAAAUAACCACACAAAUGCCAGGAAUUAAGAGUCUACUACAUAUUAUUUGACUGCAAACAUCAUACAUUUUUGUAUCUCCUCAUGAAAAACAAAUUAAGUGCUUCUAUCCCCCAGGAUUUGUGUUUGAGUUGUUAAUAUUAAGUUUUGAUGUUUGAUGUCGCUAUAAUAUCUUAUACCAUAUUGUAAAUGGAGAUAUUGAGCUUGUAUGUAUCUAGGAUCAUUCUGUGUGAACCUAUUUCAGAAUCAAAUAUUCAAACUCUUUGGCAGCAAAUUACCUCUAUCGUCAUAGUCCAAGUCUUCCUCUAUCUCAAUUGUUGAGCCUGAAAAAUUCUAAAAUAGAGCAUUUUCCCGAUUUUUAUAUAAUUACGAAAUAAAUCUGACAGUCCACCUGACAAAUAGCAAACAAUUUUCUAGAUCGCUCCACAUGAAUACAAAAGAUUCUCUCUCUGCUAUAAAAGUUGAAAAGAAUUUUCGUAUAUUUUUACUUACUUUAAAUGUCAGCUGCAGGGAACUGAUUUAUUCGAUUCUGUUUAAUUAUUAGUUCCAAAUAGAUAGCGAUCAGUGAAAUGCUCUCUUCUCUGGUUGUCGCAUUUUCAUAUUAAUAAAGCUGUAAGUCAUCUUGUGUGCACCAAAAUGAACUGUACUGUUGCUAAUGGACUCACAACUUUCUAAAAAAACUGAACAAUAGCCCAUAUAAAUAAAUAAGUAAGUAAAAAAGCUGCAAAAUGCGUUUAACUUCGAAGAUUAUAAAGUCUCCAAGUUACGCUUCACUGCAACCGAAGUAUAACAGAGAAAUUUUGCUUCCGGAUUCUCCUGCUAGAAUUUGGUGAAAAUGAAUUUUACUGUAAGGUUUAGCAAAGUGGAAGGUUCUUUUUUAUUUUUUUCCCGGAAACUGAGAAUAUCUAGUUCUUCGAUAGAGUUUGAAACUAGAGAUCGACCUAGGCUCCAACAAGCACCAAGCUCAUGUAUCAGUGUCUGAGUGUAAAAACAGUGUAUAAUUGAGUCACAUGUGUAAAACUUAAACGCUUUCUCAGAUUGUUUAAAACAUUUAGAAAGAGACCUACGGAGCUAUUAAUACUGCAAAAUUCUGCCGAUGGUUUUGGUUGGAGCAUUUCUCCCACAGUAGAAUAUUUUCGUUGUGCUCUGACAAUGAAAGCCCAUUUCUUGCUCUGUAUUAAUCAGCAUGUACAAAAUUGCUCAUAAGUUCCUGUCUUUUUAUGAUACAUUCAAAGCAUAUUAAAAAAAAAGUACAUCUAGAAAACUGUAAUUUGUGAGAGCAGAUUUUUGCUAGAAUUGGUCCUCAAAAACAUAACCGAAUUAACUCGAUUCAUUUUAGCUAAAAUCCUCCAUAUUUUGCUCUUCUCCUGUAGCAUGACAUUAAAAAAAUGACUGAUUCAUUUCCACAGCUUUGGCAUCAGUUUAAAAGUUGAUAUGUAAAGCAGUUUACCCUUGUAAUCGUGUAAGUUUGAACUGAAAAAUACCCCAAUCCUUAUGUGACAAGUUCUGCCAGUUGCUUUUGACCAUUUGGUGACACUUCUGUUUUGAAUCUUCUACAAUCUGUUGGAUACCUUAAAUAUGUAUGACAGAUAGCUCUUCCCUAAAAAACUAUCCUCAAAUGCAAUCAUUAAAAACUUUUCCCAGCAAUUCGACUAUUGAUCUACUCACAGUAUAUUUUAAAAUUAUUCCUGCAUUUUUGCUAUUGUUUACAUCAUCUCUCUGAACAAAUUAACACAUUCUAAUCUUCAUUUUUUUUUUUUUGGAAAACAAGGAACCUUGUAGUUGUUCAAUAUGUUUCUUUUUGUUUCAACUUUACAGCUCACAUUUAUUUUUGUAUUUUGAAGUUAAUAACAAAGUAGGUACUUCAAGUUUAUUUUCUAUGUCCAAAUUUUUAUUUUUGGUUUAACCUGUGUUUAACUAGUUUUUGAGAGUAUAUCUAUUGAGUUAUUUACCCAAUUUGAGACGAGCUGUAAAGUAUUUGAAACUUUAUUGUAAUGCAUCUACUUCUUUCUGUAAACAAUUGCUGCGUAAUUUUACUACAGGAACCUAAGUUGUUAGAUCACAGGGCGACUAUAUUUUUAUAAACGCUACUGAAUUGCAAAAUUUACCGAGGAGAAAAGAUGUGUAAUACUUAGCAGGUGGUCUUGUUUUUUCUCGAGUCAAAGAUUAAAGGUCAGAAGAACUUUUGUUUUCCCCCUAAGAAUUCCGUAACCUCAAAGUAAUCUGUUCAUAGUUUGUGAUCUAUUUUUAAAUAUUAUGUUGUAAUUAAACCCGUGUAAAUAAUGAAACAUGUAUAAUACGUCCCAAACCCCUUACCUGCACCUAUUUCAUUUUUUUUUUUGUAUUCACGAUACCAGUGUCGACGUUUCUUACUCCAAGAUCACCCAUUUAUGGACCUGUCAUACACUGCGAGCCAAAGUAAACCUGAAAUUAACAUAUUUUGCCUCUGAAGUCGUCAUUUUUUUUUAAAAAUAACACCCAGUUAAUCCAUCAUCAGGUCCAUUUCUCUCAUUUUUAGUAAUUUUUUCUGUUUUUAAUUGUAUAUAAGUGUAAAUAUGUCAGCCAUUCAUUGUUAGAGUAGUUUGUGAUAUUGUCUGACUACUCCGUAAGGACUUCACCAGAAUUGAACUGUGUAACAUAAAAGUAAACAAAAAAAAAGAAUAAAAAUGGGAUAAACCAAUACAAUAAAAUGUGUAGUGUCAAUAAGAAGUACUGAAAGUAAACCAUGUAUAGAAUGCUUUAUGUAUUUACCUAUAGAUUGUUUUUAAAAUAAAAUAAAAAUGUCUCCUCUCUCA
This is a messenger RNA of Bemisia tabaci, 12084 nucleotides long. RefSeq names its product misexpression suppressor of ras 4 (gene MESR4). NCBI's taxonomy places the organism in Eukaryota, Metazoa, Arthropoda, Insecta, Hemiptera, Aleyrodidae. Gene Ontology annotation, cellular component: nucleus. The record is from RefSeq and is a predicted model, not a curated record. Gene Ontology annotation, molecular function: DNA-binding transcription factor activity, RNA polymerase II-specific; RNA polymerase II transcription regulatory region sequence-specific DNA binding. Gene Ontology annotation, biological process: regulation of transcription by RNA polymerase II.